CAUGGGGGAGGGAGGGCUGCCGUGCAGCAGGACCUGUGCAGACACACACACACACGGGGAUCCAGGGACAGCAGCCCCUUGCACUGGGAUCUAGAGCCACAGCGCGACAGAGAGUUGAAGGAAGCACUCAUCUGACAUCACAAAAUGGCAGACAAAAUUAAAGAUGCCAAGAUCAUCUUUGUUGUGGGUGGGCCUGGCUCCGGAAAGGGCACCCAGUGUGAGAAGGUGGUUGCAAAGUAUGGCUACACCCACCUGUCAUCUGGGGAUCUGCUCCGUGCUGAGGUGGCUUCUGGUUCUGAGAGGGGCAAGAAGCUCCAGGCCAUCAUGCAGAAGGGAGAGCUUGUGCCCCUGGACACAGUCUUAGACAUGAUUAAGGACGCCAUGAUCGCCAAGGCUGAUGUCUCCAAGGGCUUCCUUAUUGAUGGCUACCCCCGUGAGGUGAAGCAGGGCGAGGAGUUUGAGAAGAAGAUCGGCAAACCAUGCCUGCUGCUGUACAUUGAUGCAAAGGCAGAGACCAUGGUCAAGAGGCUUUUGAAGCGUGGUGAGACCAGCGGCCGUUCUGACGAUAAUGAGGAGACCAUCAAGAAGCGUCUGGAUUUGUAUUACAAGGCCACUGAGCCGGUCAUCGCCUUUUAUGAGGGCCGUGGGAUUGUGAGGAAGAUUGACUCUGAGCUGCCAGUGGAUGAAGUCUUCAGCCAAGUGUCCAAGGCCAUUGAUGCGCUGAAGUAAAACAACAGAACUAGAUGAGCCGUGUCUGGUUUUUGCGGGUUUAUAUUUUUAUUUUUCUCAGCGUCAAUUUCAUGAGGACUAAACAUGAACAAAAACAUGUUCCCACACAGUUUGGUUAAAAAACAAACAAACUGAAGGCCAGUAAGGAUCAAAGAUGCCUUAACUCCACUUCUAAUCCAGCAAUAAGAAUCUACAGUUUUAAACUCACACAACAAUUAAUCCGUUUAAGGCAGCACCUAGAAAAUCCAUUUGUUUCUCCAUACAAGUCUUGCCUCCAUUCUAUGCCUAAUAUGUAUCCACGUUGCAUCUCAAAAGGCAAAAUAUACAGGAGGUGUCAGCCGUCUUCUAACCUUUAAGACACCAUGCUCACUCUGGGGCAAACUUGCACUUUACAUUAUCUUUUUUUCCCCUCUUUAACCCUGUCAUAUAUAGAGUCCAGAAAUCAUGGAACAAAGGUUUAGACUGCUUUGUGACUGUGCCGUUGAAGAAUGGCAGAGAUGAUCCGCUGUGGACAACUUUCGUUUCCAUUAAUCCAUUUAUAACAGAAACCUUCUAGUUUUUCAUCAAGAUGUACACAUUUAACAUGGGUGUCUAUAAAGUGGUAUAUGUGAGAAAAAGAAAAACAGAAGGAAGAAAUUAAAGUUUAAAAAAAAAAACAAAAUUUGUAAUUAAUUUAUUAGUGGUGACUGUGUCUGAAUAUUUAAAA
Molecule: messenger RNA, 1435 nt
Organism: Xiphias gladius (swordfish)
Lineage: Eukaryota; Metazoa; Chordata; Actinopteri; Istiophoriformes; Xiphiidae
Gene: ak1
Product: adenylate kinase 1
Exons: 7
Coding region: 145-729 (194 amino acids)
Biological process (GO): ATP metabolic process; nucleoside triphosphate biosynthetic process
Cellular component (GO): cytosol; cytoplasm
Molecular function (GO): ATP binding; AMP kinase activity; nucleoside diphosphate kinase activity
Source: RefSeq, a predicted model, not a curated record